UCCUAAGGGUGGUGUGAUGUGUGAUGACUGUCGCACCACCACCAUGUUGUAAGGGUACAUUAUAAGUUCCUCUUGGGAGAUAGUUGGCCCCACUGAAUUACAUGGUGCUACCUUAGUGGAUAGAAAGAACUAAAGAGGAGUGUAAGUUAAAUGACCUGUAGUAAGGCAGGGAGUAAAAGGCCUACAUUUUUCAUCACCAAGAUUUCUAAGUGGUUAAGUUGUUUCCCUUUUCCAAAAAUAAAAUUGUUAAAGUCAGUAUUUUAAAUGUGCAGCCUUGAUUUCAGAGUUUCUCAAGCCUUGCUGAGAAACCUUUAGCUCAUCUUCUCAGACCAUAAGUCCUCGUCCACCAAAUAAAAGGAAAGACUACUCAGCCUUACCCAAGACGUCAAGCAAUGAUUUUGAGCCUCAUAGAGGACUAUCAUGCUUCAGAAUGUACAUGAAAAGGCAAAUGGCUUUCAGUGAUUGACUGCCCUAUUUUCAGAGUGCAAAUCCUGUACCAUAAAAAUGAAUUACUUUCUCCGUAUUGGUUUGCCUUUGAUACUUAACCUCAAUUACAGAAAUUCCUCAAGAGUCAGAAUUUCAAAUGUACACCUUUUUUUUCUUUUGUUUACAUCUUGAAGUCUUCACGGGAAAAAAACAGGAAACUCUCCAGGGGAUAGCCCCACCAUUUUAAAAUAUACUCUGUGUAGCACAAGUUACAGGAUGUUUACAGACAACAUUGUUGUGCUCUCUGCUUCUCUGCUCCUGCACACACAGCACAACUUGCUUGUCCUGUUUUUGUUUUGCUUUGCACUUAAUAGUAAGUCCUAAGAAAAUUCUGUGUACCUAGCAUGCUCUGUUCCUUUUGCCUUAAUUGCAGUGACUUACAACUGGAAAAAAAGCCAUUGAUGUUUUUACUGAUACAGCUAGGUGUUCCCCGGAAGUAAAAUGGCCUGCUUUAAAAUGAACCCUUUCAUUCCCAUGCUAAUUGUUUCUAUUUUUGCAGCAUUACUGUUUGAUGGAGACACUGCCCUUUACCGCAUAUGGUUAAGUGGAAAAUGGAGUCAUGAUUUGUAAUCUUUUACUCCUCUGUGCAUUCAUUACGUCAUAUCCUUCCUGUUACGACAUCUCUCCUAACCUGAUCCAUUUGCAGUGUCAUUAAAUGUUCUUUAUUUUCAGCCCUGUUGUCAUUUAUGAUAUGUUUACAUGCUUUUGAUGCAACCUGCUCUUUCAUUUUGUUUCUGUGAGUGUAUGUACUGUAGUGCACUUCAUUUUAUUUUCAUUGGUCUUUCUACAACAUGUUUUGAAGAGUUUGAUUCUCUUGUUUACCUCCAUUAGUUAACUCUGUGCUGCUUUAUGUUAUAAAGCACUGUGUAGGAACAAGGGUUCAUUUCCGUAUGGAUUACAGUAACAAGUUUUUACAAGGCAUUUAUUUGACUUUGUCUAAUGUUCUCCCCUUUUGAGCUGUGAGUGAUUUUGAAAUCAUUAGGAACAUUGGGCUUGCUUAUCAUGUUUAGUUUCUGAUUAACUGAAAGCAUCUGUAUUUGUUUCUUUUUUUUUAUUUGCUGAGCAAAAGGGCUAAUCCUGUUACAGACCUUGGUUUACCUUGCAGAGCAGGCUGUCUUUAGAUGGUCACUCCCACCACCAACUGAUGUCAUUGAAAUAGCAUAUGAUAUUGACUUUUCCAAAGAGCAUGGUAUCACAGUUUGCACCUGCUGGCCUAAAACUGCUACAGGUCACAGGUAUGCCGCAGCGUAGGGUGAAAAUAGUGAUAACAGGAGAUGAUUUUGGAUAUUGCCCAAGGAGGAACCAAGGCAUUGUAGAGUGUUUUCUGGCUGGCGCAAUUUCGAAUGUCUCCUUGCUGGUAAAUGCCAGUGCAGCUAAAGAUGCUGCAGAACUGGCAAAGAGGCACAACAUUCCAAUAGGUCUACAUGCCAACCUUUCAGAAGGUCUUCCUAUUUGUGAACAACUCCGCAAGGAGUCCUCUCUUCUCAACGAAGAUGGCUUUUUCCAUGGAAAAAUGGGAUUCAGAAAGGCUCUGAAGAAUGGGCUCAUCAAGAUGUCAGAGGUUGCACAAGAGCUCAGAGCCCAGGUACAGCACUUUUAUACCCUGACUAACCAGCUACCUCAUCAUAUGGAUGGACACCAGCAUGUGCACGUUUUACCAGAGAUUCGCCAUGUAUUUGCACAGGUAUUAUAUGAAUUCGGGAUUCGGUACACCCGCAUGCCCAUAGAACCAGGUCUUCGGCACUGCAGCUGGUUGGAGCAGCACCUUAUGGACUUCUAUAUGAAUGUAGAGCAGGAUGCCCUCAACUCAAUUGAUGUGUUUAAAAACCAUAAAAUAAGGUGGCCUGAUGCCUACAUUGGAUUAAGCACAAUGGGUAAAAAUGCAUCUUUGUCCACUAUCCAGUUUGCAAUAGAGAAUGCCAUCUCAGCUGGUGAAAGUACAUCUAACAUCGCCCAUGAGGAUCACCUGGUAUCUAGUGCUUCCAGUUCUCCAGAACAUAGAGCACUAACUGUGGAGCUGAUGGUGCAUCCUGGCUAUCCCAGCAUCCCUGAAGAAGGAGGGUGUGGUGAAGGACCCGAUGAUUUUUCUCAGUCACUGGAUCGAGUGCAGGAAUUAAAUAUACUUAAAAAUCCAGAGUUGCUUAAGUAUUAUAAACGACGCAACAUCCAGCUAUGUGCAUUUAAGGAUCUGUAGAGAUGGAAGUUGUUGCAUCAUUGCUUCUUAGUACUGGGUCACAGAAAGGACCCUGUAUGGAUAAUAGAUAAGAGCUGUGAGAGCAGGUGACUUGAGGAUUACAGAAAUGCUGACUUUUUAGUUUUGAAAUUGGGACUGCUAUGGAAAGCAAAUGUUUUCAGCUGCCUUUAUAUGUAAAGUUUACAUAAUUUGAAAAUUGAAAUAUGAUAUAAGAGUGAAGUAAGCAGAAGAUUAUUACCUCAUAAUUUAUAUAUAAAAUAAAAUGGUUUGCCAGACUUA
Molecule: messenger RNA, 2959 nt
Organism: Protopterus annectens (West African lungfish)
Lineage: Eukaryota; Metazoa; Chordata; Ceratodontiformes; Protopteridae
Gene: YDJC
Product: YdjC chitooligosaccharide deacetylase homolog
Exons: 6
Coding region: 1649-2680 (343 amino acids)
Biological process (GO): carbohydrate metabolic process
Molecular function (GO): deacetylase activity
Source: RefSeq, a predicted model, not a curated record